AUGCGCCUGAUGAAUAACCAAGGCAUCAGUUGCCACAGUUCGCUGAAUGAAGAAGAUAGUGGCAGCUCCGAAAACCAGAACAACAGUAACACUGCAAUGUGGAGUGCCCCAGAUUGGCUAAUCGGAGGUAGUAGCACGUCCAGCAGUAGUUCCGAGUCACAGGUCGGUUCAGAAAAUGGGCUUCUUUUCGACAACACACCGGAUUGUUCGAUCGAAGGCAAUAGCAGCGAAAGUACAGUGUGUGUAAACGACGAACUUUGUGGUACUGGAAGUAAC
Molecule: messenger RNA, 276 nt
Organism: Gongylonema pulchrum
Lineage: Eukaryota; Metazoa; Nematoda; Chromadorea; Rhabditida; Gongylonematidae
Source: the annotation of a GenBank genome assembly